CCCGAGCAGGCGCAGUGUGGGCUAUCACUGGAGCUGCAAGGAACGGAUAGGAAGUGAUCGAGUGCAAUUGAGUAAUGGAGCCGGUGGCUGGGGUACUGGAAGUGAAGGAUUGACAAAUAGGAAACUCAAACCAAACAUCACAUCAAGAUCUGACAGGCACUCACAUCAUCAGAACCUGAAUAUCAACAGCAUCUGAAUGUGGAAGGGGAGGAUUUGCAGUCGGGAAACUGAAACCAAACAUCACAUCAGAAUCUGAUGGAGUCUCUCAAUUUAUCAGGACGGGAAUGUCAUCAGCCUUGGAACAUGGAAGGAAAAAGCACCGUUCACGCUGGUGAGAAAUCCUAUAAAUGUGGGGACUGUGGGAAGGGGUUCAAUUACUCAUCUCAGUUGGAAACUCAUCGGCGCAGUCACACUGGGGAGCGGCCGUUUAUCUGCUCUGAGUGUGGGAAGGGAUUCACUCAGUCAUCCAACCUGCUACAACACCAACGAGUUCAUACUGGGGAGAGGCCAUUCAGGUGCUCUUACUGCGGGACUGGCUUCAGACGAUCGGGUGACCUCACCACACACCAGCGAGUUCACACCAGGGAGAGGUUGUUCACCUGCUCCGUGUGUGGGCAGGAAUUCAAUCAUUUUUCUGUCCUGUGGACACAUCAACGAGUUCACACUGAUGAGGGAGAGUUUAAAUGCUGUAACUGUGAAAAGAGCUUUAAAAGCCCACGUUCACUGAUGGAACACCAGUGCAUUCACACCGGUUCCACGCCAUUCAGCUGCUCUGAGUGUGGGAAGAGGUUCAGGGGAUCCUCCACUCUGCUGAAACACCAAUGCACUCACAUCGGGGAGAGGCCGUUCAGCUGCUCCAAGUGUGGGAAGGGAUUCACUCGAUCAUCCAAUCUGUUGAGGCACUGGCAUGUUCACUCAGACGAGAGACCUUUUAAAUGUCCAGAUUGUGGGAAGUGCUUUAAAAGGUCUGAGAAACUGACGUCCCAUCGACGUAUUCACACUGACAUGAGACCGUUCACGUGUUCUCACUGCGGGACUGGGUUCAGGCGUGCAGGCGACCUCACUGCACACCAGCGAGUUCACACUGGGGAGAGACCAUUCACCUGCUCUGAGUGUGGGAAUGGAUUCACUCGUUUAUCUCAUCUCACUACACAUUACCUUGUUCACACAGAUAUGAGACCUUUUCAAUGUUCUGACUGUGAGAAGCGCUUUAAAAGCAGAAAUGACCUGAAAAGUGAGAUGAUGUUUGCUACCAAGGCUAGGAGAGACACUUUGGAAGGUAUGGGCAGCUGGGACUUGUCCAUGAGAGUAACCAAAGGUCUGGGAACUGAAAUAAUCCAGAGUGAUGAUGUGUUAGAUGAAAAAGUGAAACUCUUUCCACAGAUGGGGCAGUUGAAAGGCCUCUCCCCAGUGUGA
Messenger RNA from Carcharodon carcharias (great white shark), 1416 nucleotides. RefSeq names its product gastrula zinc finger protein XlCGF8.2DB-like. The coding region runs from base 256 to 1416 and encodes 386 amino acids. Gene Ontology annotation, molecular function: DNA-binding transcription factor activity, RNA polymerase II-specific; RNA polymerase II cis-regulatory region sequence-specific DNA binding. The record is from RefSeq and is a predicted model, not a curated record. Gene Ontology annotation, biological process: regulation of transcription by RNA polymerase II. Lineage: Eukaryota; Metazoa; Chordata; Chondrichthyes; Lamniformes; Lamnidae. The transcript has 5 exons.